Messenger RNA from Nicotiana attenuata, 1631 nucleotides. RefSeq names its product mRNA-decapping enzyme-like protein. NCBI's taxonomy places the organism in Eukaryota, Viridiplantae, Streptophyta, Magnoliopsida, Solanales, Solanaceae. The record is from RefSeq and is a predicted model, not a curated record. The coding region runs from base 197 to 1285 and encodes 362 amino acids. Gene Ontology annotation, molecular function: mRNA binding; enzyme activator activity. The transcript is spliced from 8 exons. Gene Ontology annotation, cellular component: P-body. Gene Ontology annotation, biological process: deadenylation-independent decapping of nuclear-transcribed mRNA; positive regulation of catalytic activity; deadenylation-dependent decapping of nuclear-transcribed mRNA.
UUAAAUGAGACUUCUUCUGAGGAUCUCCAUUUAUGAAGGGGAAAAAUAUUUUUGACAAGAAGCAUUGGUAUUUUUGCAAUUUUUUUUUCUUUGGUAGCAACUGUGACAUUACUUCACUCUUCCUUUCUCUCUCUACAACUUCGUUCUCCGAUCAGAUUCUCUGUUUCUCUCUCUAUAAUCAGUUUCUAGAAGGAAAAUGUCGAAGUUAAUGCCGCAUCUGGACGACCGAAGUAGGAAGACGCUUAACCUCACUGUCCUACAGAGAAUCGAUGCGUGUAUUGAGGAGAUCCUCUUCACCGCUGCUCAUGUCACCUUGUACGACUUCAACGGCGACCUUAACCAAUGGAGCCGCAAGGAGGUUGAAGGUUCUUUCUUUGUAGUUAAGAGGAAUUCUCAACCAAGGUUCCAGUUUAUUGUUAUGAACCGGAGGAAUACAGAAAAUAUGGUGGAAGAUCUCUUGGGAGACUUUGAGUUUGAGGUUCAAGUUCCAUAUCUGUUGUAUCGCAAUGCAGCCCAAGAAGUCAAUGGUAUCUGGUUCUAUAAUGCACAUGAAUGUGAGGAGGUUGCAGAUCUGUUUGGCAGAAUUUUAGGUGCAUACUCAAAGGUUCCCUUGAAGCCACAGUUAAGAAAAAGUGAGUUUACAGAACAUGAAGCGGUCCCGAUGAGUACAGUAAUAGAAGGGCCAUUUGGACAAGCAUUUACCACCUCAACCAUUGGGGAUGGUGCUGAUGAUUCUUCCUUUAUGAACUUCUUCAAUACUGCUGCAAGUAGUGGGCAUACCUCUUCAAAUGUUGUGAACUCUGGACAGCCAUAUCAUUCUCCAGCUCAAACUGUUGAUCUAUCACCCCAAGUUCCAACUCUCCUACCAUCUCCUGCUCCAACUUUGCAAGUCUCAUUACCUGUUCAGUCAGCUCCAUCACUUCCUACACAGUUGCCCCGUGAUUCUGCUAACCAAAUCAAUAAUACCAAUCACCCUGCAAAUCUUGUGAAGCCUUCUUUCUUUACACCUCCUGCAUCACCUGUAUUGGUGACAACUCCUGUCUCUUCAGCUAUAUUAACUCCUGCUCCUUAUCCUCCUGUGGAUCCACAACCCCGACAUGGCACACCUCUAGUUCAACCCUUUCCACCACCUACACCACCUCCAUUUCUCACUUCUACUCAGAUUCCUCCAAAUAGUGGACCACUGAGCAGAGAGAAAGUUCAUGACGCACUGCUAAUGCUUGUUCAGGACAAUCAGUUUAUCGACUUGGUCUACCAAGCUUUGUUUAAAGUCCAUCAAUCAUAAUUGCUUGAAAAACUGUGGUGAUUGUGUAGAUUGUAGACCAUGUAUAAGUAUCGUGUAUAUUGCUUCUCUAUCACCACGUAUACCAUGAAAUAUGUAGUGUGUUGUGCUGAAGAUAGUCUUCAUUUCACCUCACGAGGAGACUGACUAAUCCUAUGACUUGAUGUAAAAAUGAAACUAGACAAUCAUCCUUCACAAUUAGGAACCAUUUUAUAUUGACGAUGGCAGGCAUUUACAAUGUUUCUGCUACUCUAUUAUGGAGGUUGGAUAGGGUGUGGUGAAUGUCUUGGUUUUAGUUAACAUUCAAUUCUGAAUUAAGGUGUAUACACCAGUAAAAUAUUAUCCGAUA